AGACAGACGUCUGUACUCUGUACCAAAUGGGUACAAUAUGAAAACAGAGAAGAGUGGAAAUUAAUGCAAACAGCUCUGUGGUCUCUUUAUUUCCUGUUUCCGGAGUCAGUUUAAACUUUACACACAUGUAGAAAUGUAAGCUCGGGGGCCAGGUGCGUACCCGGUGUGUGUAAACUAUGUAGACGUUGUAUUUUCCCAAUCCGUAUAUCUUCUCAGUGUUUGUGUGACGAAACGAAGAACUAAUUCAAGGUAUUAUCCUGCUUAAUUUUUGGGAUGUGGAUACAUAUUGGACGUGACAAUAUGCAUCAAAAAAGGGUUAAGAGAGACACCUUCUGACCAAAAAGGACAAUUACAGGAGAGAUUUAUUGGAAAUACCAAGAUCCAAUAAUGUGGUGGGAAUGACAUGAUUGACACCCUUGAUAAAGAUGAGUAAUAAUGACUGUAUAAAAUCAAUUAUUCAAAUACUGAGCUAUAUUAUAUGCUCAAUUUCCUUUGGAAAUGAUUUUAUACUAAUACAAUUGCUCAGAGAAAGAAAUGUUGUUUAACAAUUUAUUUUUAAAUCUCAGAGGUCGGCGUUAAAGACAUGCUAAGACAUGCUAAGACAUGCUAACGGUAAUGGUGAACGGUUAGCAUGUCUUGGGGGUAUGAUCUUUGGCCCUCUGUAACUUUCUCACUCAUCAUUAUUCCCGAUCAAUUCAGGAUUAUUCGUAAUCAUGGUAGCAUCCACAUUAAUGUUGAAGUGUUUAAAAACAUAUAUUCUUAUUUAGAAUCAAAUGUACCUCAACAUGACACAAUACAUUAUUUAACAUAAAUUUAUAUUUGGCACAAAAAAAUAAACACAACCUAAACGAACUGCAAGUGCAUCCAACAAGUUUGUAGAGUCAUUGCAUUAUAGGAAUAUGGGACCAAAUACUAAACUUUUGACUACUUUAUUUACAGAACAGAAAUAUAAACGCAACAUGCAAUAAUUUCAAAGAUUUUACUGAGUUACAGUUCAUAUAAGGAAAUAAAUAAAUUGAAAUAAAUCAAUUAGGCACUAAUCUAUGGAUUUCACAUGACUGGGCAGGGGUGUUGCCAUGGGUGGACCUGGGAAGGCAUAGGCCCAUCCACUUGGGAGCCAGGCCCACCCAAUGUGGAGCAAGGCCCAUCCACUUGGGAGCCAGGCCCGCCCACUGUGGAGCCAGGCCCGCCCCCUGUGGAGCCAGGCCCGCCCCCUGUGGAGCAAGGCCCGCCCACUGUGGAGCAAGGCCCACCCACUGUGGAGCAAGGCCUAGCCACUGUGGAGCAAGGCCCACCCACUGUGGAGCAAGGCCUAGCCACUGUGGAGCAAGGCCCACCCACUGUGGAGCAAGGCCCACCCACUGUGGAGCAAGGCCCACCCCCUGUGGAGCAAGGCCUAGCCACUGUGGAGCAAGGCCCACCCCCUGUGGAGCAAGGCCCACCCACUGUUGUGCAAGGCCCACCCCCUGUGGAACAAGGACUAGCCAAUCAGACUGAGUUUUCCCCCACAAAAAGGCUUUAUUACAGCACCCCCUUCCCUGUCCGAUGAUCCCGCAGGAUGUGGAGGUCCUGGGCUGGCGUGCUGACACGUGCACGGUCUGCGGUUGUGAGGCCGGUUGGACGUAUUGCCAUAUUCUUUAAAACAACGUAUGGUAGAGCAAUGACCUUUCAAUUCUCUGGCAACAGCUCUGGUGGACAUUCCUGCAGUCAACGUGCAUAUUGCACGUUCCCUCAAAACUUGAGACAUCUGUGGCAUUGUGUUGUGUGACAAAACUGCACAUUUUAGAGUGGCCUUUUAUUGUCCCCAGCACAAGGUGCACCUGUGUAAUGACCACGCUGUUUAAUCAGCUUAUUGAUAUACCACACCUGUCAGCUUGAUAUAUUAUCUUGGCUAAGGAGAAAUGCUCAGGGAUGUAAACACAAAAAUUGAGAAAAAUAAGCUUUUUGUGCCUAUGGAACGUUUCUGCAAUAGAUCACGUGGUGAAGAUUCAUGCGUCGUUUCCAUGGAGUUGUUUUUACACGCUUUUUGUUGAUUGGUCAAAGGAAAUAUGGCCGCAGAAUAAACAUUCACAACGAUUGGAUUUUGGUGUUUGUUGUUUAACCAAUGGAAAUAGGUGCUUUGUACAAACUGACGCAUGUCCAGGAAGUUUGAGGUUUGUUUGGGGGUGAAAACAGCAAAGUCUGGGAUAUUCUUAAUAUUUUCUUCGAAAUUUACAGAAUACAUUUUUGGAAGCAAGCAAACAUUUUGAAGUUUGCAUGUGAGUAAAGUAAGAUUUGAUAUAUUGUCAUAUCAUGAAUCAAGUAACGUUAGCAAGCUAGUAGUACCGUUUAAAUUGUUCAACGUUUUGUGGUGUUUUUUAAGGAAUUAGCUAGAAGAUUGCAAUGUGUUCUUUGCUGUAUUCAAGUGAAAUGAAGUUAACCAACUACAGCAAAGCAAUUGAGCACUGCGUCAAUGUUGUUGCUGUUUUUGUCCCUAAAAGGCGUAGCUAUCUAUGCGCUCUUGCCAACUGUUAGCCAGCAUGCUGAAUUAUGUUUACAAACAUUUGGUUCAGGUUUGUUAUUUACAGAACAUUGUUGAACCCCUGACUGAGCCAACAUGGAUUCCUCUCCAGUACUGCGUCAGCAAUGUCAGAACACACUCCUGAACGACCAUUCAAGUGACUGUCCCUCUCCAGUCUCAACAGAAUAACAGCAGACACAAAGCCAGGCUCUAAACACCCCUCUGUACCCCAUCCUUCCAAACCGGGGCCUGAGAACAAGGACCCAGCAGCAGCCUCAGACAACGGUCCUAAACUCAUGAUAAGAUCACUGGGCAUCAGCAGACUCCCAGUGCUGGCCAAGUCCCUGCCCCUUAAGACUCCCUCUGACUUCACGCGGUCACACAAGAGAUGGGAGGACAACUCUCUAGCGGGUAAAGCCAUGAGGAUGAAACCAAGCACCAAGCCUGUGCCUUUCAACUUCUCUAAUCUCAAGGACAACCGAAUGGGGGCACAGAACCAGAGGGGACCGCUGACUGCUACUGCAAGGGCUGGUGCUCAACCAACCCAACCUAAAAGUACUUUUAGCACUGCUGCCCAUCUAAAAACAACACUCACAACAACCACUGCCCAACUGCCCAGUCGCAUCCCAGCAACUCAUAACAAGGCCCAAUCAAAGUCAACAAUAGAGCUGGCUGCUCAACUAAAAACAAGACGCACAACAACCACUGCCCAACUGCCCAGUCGCAUCCCAGCAACUCAUAACAAGGCCCAAUCAAAGUCAACAAUAGAGCUUGCUGCUCAACUCCCAACAAUUGCACUACACUUGGCAGCUAGAAAAGCAGGCUCAGGGCCUGGGGGCAUCUUGUCACAGCAAAAUAGAGAGUCGGGGAAGCCUCAUCAGACCCAGGCUCCCAGUGCUGCCACCUCCAUGUCUUUGUCUCAACAUCCAAAACAGUCUUCUUCAGAUAAUCUAUUGCACGUACCUGGAUUGGGACAACAUUCCAGACCUCCCAGUUCAUUUGCUCUCGGCUCAGGUCUUUCGUCCAGUGCUUUCUCAUUUAGUAGUGCCUCCACUGCCUCAGCCCAGCCCACUGCCCUCAGUACGGAAGCCUGUGGUGGCCAUUUUGACAUGCUCAGCCUGAAAGAUCCUUCCAUGCCUGGGCAGUUACCAAGUAGUAGCACUGGGAGUGUGGAGGCUGCCUUCCACUCUGACCCUUCUGCCCUAUGUAGUAUCCUCCAGAAUGAGGGAAUCAGUGCAGCCAGGGUUUUUAUGUCCAGCCGUCCCUCUACACAAGCCUAUAACAACAUGCCCCAGAGAGUGUCCAUCAUGAAUAAUGGUCUGAGGACAGUGCCCUCUGCUGGUCCUGUCAGGAAUGUAAACUUGUCUCCGGCCCUGGGCAACAUCCUGCAAACUGAAGGGGUCAGCUCCCCUCUGGCGAGGGUAUCUGUCAUGAAGAGUCACCAGACGACAGCAGCUUCUGCAGGUCCCGUAAGGUCUGUUCAGUUCUCCCCUGAGCCUUCAUCCUCCAACAGCAUCCUGCAGAAUGAAGGGGUCAGCUACUCUCUCCAGCCCCAAAGAGUGUCUGUCAUGAAGAGUCACAAGAAGUCUGCAGGUUCAGUACGGCGUGUUCAGUUCUUCCCAGAUGCUGCAGCCCUCGGCAGCAUCCUGCAGAAUGAAGAGGUGAAGGCUGGGAGACCCCUGGAAGCCACACCCCAGCGCACCGCUGUCUGUCCAUCUGGCAGGGGCACCUCCAUCUACACUGCACAGCGAGUACCCAUCACAAAGUGGCACACUGAAGCUCCUGGAGAACCUAUGGUCAGCUUGACCCCAGCCUUAAAGUGGACACCCCAGCGGGUCCCUGACACAAGGCAUCAGCCCAUGUCCAUGAGGAGGCUCCUGUCUGCCCAUUGGACCCCCUACGCAGGCUCUCCCAGACUCGGGGGCCUCCAGGGCCACAGCGGAGAUCUGGAGACAUGCAAGGAGGAGGUUGUCCAGACAUUGUUUAAGGAGACUGAGGAGGAAGAACAGACAGACGGUGUGGUGUUGGAUGAAGACCCUGCUGAGACGCGAGCAGACCAACAGCUGGCGAAGGAGGAGAAGCAAAGUAACACAGGAGGACGACUCCAGACUUUCUUCCAAGCCCCACACAGAGAAUCAGUCAUUUUCUUCUCAACUGGCAAGAAGCGGCACAGAGCAGCUCCAGCACAUGAACAGGAGAGACCUGUGGCCGGAUUUCUGGAGCGAGGUGGGCCCAUGGAGCAUUGUGCUGCAGGAGGACAGGAGUCGAUGCACCUCCUCCCUCUGCAUCCAGAGUUAGACAGAGCCUCUGCACCAGAGAUCCCGGAAGACACAGCUGCAGCCACAGAUCUGACCAGGUUGACCAACCUCGCAGCUUUUGUCCCCCUGUGCCAGCCCAGAGUUGCAGGUAGUAUUAUGUUCCCAAAGAGCGGUGCUCUGACAUCUGCUACAGCCCUGCUCCGCUGGCGCCUCCCCCCUCUGAAGGAGCUACGUCUGGAUGAGGAGGUGGCCACAUACACCACCUCCCCAGCCCUACCUCCCUCGUCAUCCUGGCCCCUGCAGACCCGCUGUGGAAACCCUGUAGCAGAUGCCCUGCAUCUCCAGGACUACACUUGUUUUCGGCCAAUUAUCUUGGACCCCUCAUCUACUUCCUACUCCUCUCCUCUCUGGGAGAGAUGACUCAUCACUGUUUUAUUUUUUUAGUCUGUUCUAGUUUACUGAUAAGAAGAGGCCCAUAAGGGAUUGUUAAGCUACAUAUUUAAGGAGUGUGUAUGUAUGUUUGUUUUCCGAACCCUGUUAUAGCCAGAUUUGCUGUCACACUUACAAAAUAUCUAUUACUGCUCCAAGUAGCUACUUUUCCAAAACGUAACAUACCCAUGUUCAAUAAUGUAUCAAGUUAGAAACAUUUUUACCACAUUGGCAUGCACUGGCUAUAUAAUGCUAAUAAUAAUUUUGAUUUCUGACAGUAUUACAGUAUGCAAAAUAUCCAAGAAUGAGACAUUUUUACAUUUUGAUUGGAAUCAGAAACUAAGUGAAUGAAUUGAUGUCCAGAAAUCAAAUGUUGGUGGGUACCAAUGAUUGAAAUCUAUGAUUUUGGAGUAGGCUACUGAACCCAUCGGGAAUUGUUACCUUGAUCAAUGUUGCAAUAAAAUGUCUUUUUUACAGCUUUCAAAAAUACGAAAGUCAAAUUUUCAUUGGCACUUUUUAGAAAAACAUGUGUAUUAUGUUUGCAUUUUAUCAUUGUGUGUGUGGAUAGUGACAUAGUUCAACACUAACUAAAUGAGGCCCAAAUCAGAUUGUCUAGAUUUGUUUAUAAUAAAUGCAUAUGAACUUUCUUUA
Oncorhynchus nerka (sockeye salmon) is the source of this 5838-nucleotide messenger RNA. RefSeq lists its product as uncharacterized. The coding region runs from base 2797 to 5178 and encodes 793 amino acids. The transcript is spliced from 14 exons. NCBI's taxonomy places the organism in Eukaryota, Metazoa, Chordata, Actinopteri, Salmoniformes, Salmonidae. The record is from RefSeq and is a predicted model, not a curated record.